Molecule: messenger RNA, 495 nt
Organism: Hibiscus syriacus
Lineage: Eukaryota; Viridiplantae; Streptophyta; Magnoliopsida; Malvales; Malvaceae
Product: cytochrome c oxidase subunit 5C-like
Exons: 2
Coding region: 99-290 (63 amino acids)
Source: RefSeq, a predicted model, not a curated record
AAACGAUAUAUAGUCUCUUCACUGGGAAGGGCUGUACCAAUCGAAUUCCAUCCUUUGUUCAUCGACGCAGCUUCGUUUAGAUUCAACUAUAGAAGUGAAUGGCUGGUUCUAGGGUUGCUCAUGCUACCUUGAAAGGACCAAGUGUUGUUAAGGAAAUAGUUAUCGGGAUAACGCUUGGCCUUUGUGCUGGUGGGCUCUGGAAGAUGCAUCACUGGAACGAGCAGAGGAAAGUGAGAGCAUUCUACGACAUGCUCGAGAAAGGUGAAAUCAGUGUCGUUGCAGAAGAAUAAAUGUUUUAUGUCUUGUGAAAUCGUGGACAGCUUCAGUUGUAUUUUGUUAUAUGCGUUCCCUUCAUUUUGGCUCUUAGAUUGAAGAUGACCAAACUCAAUUGGGAGUUCUAUGAAUAAUUUCAUGGCAUUGAGAUCUUGAUUUCAAUAUUUUUCUUAGCAAAUUUUGCCCUUGUGGCUUCUUCUAUGAAAGGUUUCGUUUGCAUCU